This is a messenger RNA of Lates calcarifer (barramundi perch), 1769 nucleotides long. RefSeq lists its product as uncharacterized. The transcript is spliced from 6 exons. Gene Ontology annotation, biological process: response to bacterium. The record is from RefSeq and is a predicted model, not a curated record. NCBI's taxonomy places the organism in Eukaryota, Metazoa, Chordata, Actinopteri, Centropomidae. Bases 390 to 1244 code for a protein of 284 amino acids.
CUGUCCACAAAGACAUGUAAAGCAUCAUUUGCAUGCACAAGGGGAUGCAGAAUGUUAGUACACACAAGCCUGGUGAACUUCACACAUCCAAACCACAGGAGCAUAACAAAGGUCAACCAAAAACGGCUGAAGAUGUUCUUCAAAAAUCCAUUUGGGUUACCUAAGGUUGAUGUUUGGACUCUUUUAAAUACUCCAAUAUUUAUGCAAAAUCAGAGAAAUAUGUCAGAUGAACUAUCUCAAAUCAGAGCUUCUCUCCUCUCUCUUGUAUGAGCAUUGAAACCCACAAAUCUGUGCUACUUGGGUUGCGUAAAGACUAUUUUCCGCUGAAGGUGUAGCUUUUGUCUUUGACCCCAUUACACUGGAAGAACCUGAACACUGGAGAGUGAAAGAUGUACAAGUUUUUUGUGCUCGUAAUUCACCUCUUCAGAGCCUACGGUGCUCUGCUCUACGCUAACAUCGGAGACAAUGUGACUUUACCUUGCGUCUACGCUUCCAGUGCCAAACAUCUGUGUUGGUACAAGCAGGUUGCAGGGGAACAACCUCAAAUAAUAUCCUCCUUCUACAGACUUUCACCUCACUCCAACAACUUCUACAAGCAGUUUAAAGACAACAAACGGUUUUCAGUUCAUACUGGAACAGGAUUCUAUCAUCUGAACAUUUCUAAUGUCCAGGACUCAGAUUCAGCCAUGUACUACUGUGGACAAACCAGUAUUGCAGUCACAGAAUUUUACAAUGGAACAUUUUUGGUUUUAAAAGAGUCCAGUUGCAGGUCUUUCCUCCAGCAGCCGGUGUCCGACUCUGUACAGCCAGGAGACUCUGUGACUCUGAAGUGCACGGUGCACACUGGAACCAGUGACAGAGAACACAGUGUUUACUGGUUCAAAAAGGACACAGGAAGCUCCCACCUGGGAAUCAUGUACGUCCACACACACAGCAGCACUCAGUGUGUGAAAGGUACAGAGUCUGGGUCUCCUGCACAGAGCUGUGUGUACAAUUUACCAAAAAGGAAUGUGAGCCUGUCUGAUGCUGGAACAUACUACUGUGCUGUGGCUUCAUGUGGACAGAUACUGAUUGGGGAAGGAACGAGACUGGAUGUUGGAGGAGAACAGUGUGACACUCCACCCAUCUUGCGAUGCAUGGUUGUAGCUGUGCUGUCUCUUAUCUUGAACAUCAUCCUAAUCGGUUUCAUCUACAACAUGGCCAGGGUCACAUCUUCAGCUGAGCACCCCAGAAUACACCGCUGACACUCAGAAAGCGGGAUCUGAUGCUUCACGGUACAUAACUCUGGACUCCAAAAAGGAGCAAACCAAGACCAAGAGGCAGAGGAGCACAGAGGAAUAGACAGUUAACUCUGGAUUUAGAAUGGAAGACCUGGAUCCCACCAAAACCUGACUGCUGCUGCUCUCUUUCUAAAUCCUGUAACAUCAGUUAACUACUGAUAUCUGAUAUGAGAUCAAUCAAUUUAUGUUUGUUUAAUGCAUUUGAUAAACUUUAAUCUUGCAUAUACCUAACUGCAAAGUUUAAAAUAUAUUCUGAAAAUAAAAAUAGCAAAAAUUAUAUGAAUAAAAUCUUACUGUCUGUGGAAUGCUUCUUUAAACAUAAGGCUUUGGAUGUUUCUAUUCAGUAACUGCAUACAGUUCAGCUCUUGUUCAGCAGGGGGAGGCAAACCACCAACAAUAAAAAAAAAAAUCUAUGCGCUACAUCAUGUUACCUAAACACAUGUUGCUUAAGUGAUCACACCAUGUCAUGAACACCACCAGAUAUCUAAU